UUACAUACAUUCAAAUCACACUCACUCUUGCCUGCUGUGCUUGCUUCUUCUCUGUAAAUCUCCUCAAUUUCUACAUUUUAGAUGGAGGCUGCAGCGUAUAACCCCCGCACAGUCGAAGAAGUUUUUAGGGAUUUCAAAGGUCGUCGUGCCGGAAUGAUCAAGGCUCUCACCGCCGAGGUUGAAGAUUUCUACCAGCAGUGUGAUCCUGAAAAGGAGAAUUUGUGUUUGUAUGGUUUUCCAAGUGAGCAAUGGGAGGUAAAUUUGCCUGCUGAAGAGGUCCCACCAGAACUCCCGGAACCAGCAUUGGGUAUCAACUUUGCUAGAGACGGAAUGCAAGAAAAAGAUUGGUUAUCGUUGGUUGCUGUUCAUAGUGAUGCUUGGUUGCUUUCCGUCGCAUUCUAUUUUGGUGCCAGAUUUGGCUUUGAUAAAGCUGACAGGAAGCGUCUGUUCAACAUGAUAAAUGAUCUCCCGACAAUAUUUGAGGUUGUAAGUGGUGCUGCAAAGAAAAACCAAAAGGAGAAAAUCGCUGUAUCUAAUCACAGUAGCACCAAAUCCAAGUCAAACUCCAAAGUGCAGCGGGACCCAGAUUCUCAGGGGAAGUACCCGAAGCAGCAGCCGCCACCACCGCCAGUAAUGAAAGACGAUGACGAGGAGGAGGAGGAGGAUGACGAGGAUGAGCAUGGAGAAACCUUAUGUGGGGCCUGUGGUGAGAAUUACGCAUCGGACGAGUUCUGGAUUUGCUGUGACAUUUGUGAAAAAUGGUUUCAUGGCAAGUGUGUGAAAAUCACUCCAGCAAGAGCAGAGCACAUUAAGCAGUACAAGUGCCCUUCAUGCAGCAACAAAAGAGCCCGACCGUAAUCUUUUAACUGUCUACUUUUCUAACUUAUGUGGUGUUUACUGAACUUGUUUCGCAUGUGUAUUUCGGUUACUGGACCUCAGUUGCUGCUGCUGUGUAAUUAGGUCAGUAAUGUCGUUGAAACUAAACUUUGCAUCAUCUUGUUAAUCCAAGAAUUUUAAAUCUCUCA
Molecule: messenger RNA, 1025 nt
Organism: Helianthus annuus (common sunflower)
Lineage: Eukaryota; Viridiplantae; Streptophyta; Magnoliopsida; Asterales; Asteraceae
Product: PHD finger protein ALFIN-LIKE 4
Exons: 5
Coding region: 82-858 (258 amino acids)
Biological process (GO): regulation of DNA-templated transcription
Cellular component (GO): nucleus
Molecular function (GO): transcription coregulator activity; transcription cis-regulatory region binding; histone binding
Source: RefSeq, a predicted model, not a curated record